Molecule: messenger RNA, 2457 nt
Organism: Aspergillus nomiae NRRL 13137
Lineage: Eukaryota; Fungi; Ascomycota; Eurotiomycetes; Eurotiales; Aspergillaceae
Product: AP-3 complex subunit beta
Exons: 4
Coding region: 22-2457 (811 amino acids)
Biological process (GO): intracellular protein transport; vesicle-mediated transport
Cellular component (GO): AP-3 adaptor complex; membrane coat
Source: RefSeq, a predicted model, not a curated record
AAAGAGGGCUUUGGGGUCAAGAUGGAGACUAUCUCCCGGAUAUCGUCGAUGCUGGAAACAGCUCGAGAGCUCACUCUUGAAGCAGCUCAGUCCGCAGCAAUGACCAGAGGCUCCAGUACAGGCCUUACAUCCCAAAAUGUGACCACCGCACAUAUCAAAAAGCUACUCGACAGUCGUCAUGAUCGGGAAGUCCUGGAUGGCAUGCGCAGGGUGAUCACGUUGAUGUAUCGCUCCGAGCCCUCCCUUCCUUUCUUCUCGGCAGUUGUCAAGAAUGUCGCAAACGCGAAUAUCGAGGUCAAGAAGCUUGUUUACAUCUACCUGGUUCACCACGCCGAGGCCGAGCCCGACCUUGCGCUCUUGUCCAUCAACACGAUUCAGAAAUCGCUUACGGAUCAAAGCCCCCAGGUGCGGGCCAUGGCACUCCGCACAAUGUCCGGCAUAAGAGUGCCAGUGAUCAGCCAGAUCGUUUCCCUUGCAAUUAAGCGUGGUUGCGGCGAUAUGAGCCCCAUGUCCGCAAAGCAGCUGCAUUGGCCAUUCCCAAGUGAUACCCAGUAUUUCGUCGCUGGGCCGGCUGUCUCCGCUUUCUUAGAAGUUUGUCCCGAUAGAAUCGAUCUUAUCCACAAGCACUACCGCGGUUUGGUCAAGAAGCUUGUCGAUAUGGAUGAAUGGGGCCAGAUCGCAACAUUACGCCUUUUAACUAUCUAUGCCCGAAAAUGUUUCCCCCCUAGAACCGAGAAAGUUAAGCAAGCGGUAUCGAAGGGCUUCUACGAUGAUGAAGAGGGAGAUGACGAGGGUGGCAGGGAAUACGAAGUCCCCAUAGUAGAUCCUGAUCUUGAGCUUUUGCUGCGCUCCUGCAGGCUACUUUUACAGAAUCGCAAUUCCGCAGUCAUUGUGAAUAUCGUUCGCUGUUUCCUGUAUCUCGCUCCACCAGAAUACCUUGCUGCAGUUGUUGGCCCUUUGGUCGCUCUACUCCGAAGCCCUCAGGACGUGCAGCAUAUUGUGCUAUAUAACAUUGUCGCUGUUUGCUUGCGUCAUCCCGCGCCAUUCAGAAAAUAUGUCUCUCACUUCCUCGUCCGUGCUUCAGAUCCGCCUCAUAUCUGGCGUCUAAAGCUCGAGAUUCUAACGAUUCUUUUCCCUCAUUGUGGUCUACACUUGAAGGGAGUGAUUCUUAGCGAGCUCGAACAUUUCUCCCAGGGAACGGAUCCCGAGCUGGUGCGUGAGAGCGUUCGCGCAAUCGGACGCUGUGCGCAAAGUGACCCUAGCACGGCUGGUCAUUGUCUUCGCCUACUGCUCAACCAAAUUAUUAGCCUGGAUGACAAUCUAGUAUCGGAAUCCUUGACUGUGAUUAGACAUCUAAUACAGCAAGAUCCAGCUUCGCAUGAACAAACGGUCAUUGAGUUGGUGAAACACCUCGGAUUGACGAAUAACCCGGAUGCUAGAGCGACUAUUGUAUGGCUAGUCGGAGAAUAUGCGGGUAUAGACCCGGAGAGGAAUUUUGCGCCAGAUGUUCUGCGAAUCCUGGUACAGGACUUCGCCAAUGAGGCAGAAGCCGUGAAACAACAGAUUGUUCUCUUAGGGGCUAAGGUGUAUCUACACCACCUUCUAAGGAACCCUCCCAAGGAGGAACCUCCGGCAAGCCCCAAGGUCGAGCAGCAGUAUAAGAAUGAGUGGACCGACGAUCAGGAGGAGGAGAAAAACGAAGAAAACAACCACGAUGAACAGAAAUCUGAACCAGAGGAAGAUAGAAUUACUCUCCUUUGGAGAUACCUCCUCCUCCUUGCUAGAUAUGACAGUUCAUAUGAUCUGCGUGACCGUGCUCGACUAUACAAAAAUCUUCUUUCUUCGCCUUCCUCGACGCAGCUUGCGAACUUGCUGCUUCUCGCACCGAAACCAGUGCCCCAUGCCCCUAGCCCAUCCGAGACAAGAAAGGAUCUUUUGAUCGGCUCGUCUACCUUGAUUGUUGGCCCGGACGCGGGUCCUCAUGGUCUCACAGGUUAUGAAAACCUCCCUGACUGGGUUGAGUUAGGAAAAGAACCUGAUCCCAGCCUUCGGGAGCCAGAUGUCAAAUCUGAGCUUACAGAGAAAGCACCUGCGACUGCAGGUGAACGCCUUGAUAGAGCGCUACGUGAGCAUCAGAACACUGUCUCAGCUGCAAGUAGACAGCCGAACGGGCGCAUGCCAGCAGCGGCAUCGGCGACGAAGACUAAGACUCUCGAUCAAUGGUUAGAGGACGAUGAAUCCGAAGAAGAAACAGAGUCAGGGGAAGAGGUUACAGACUCUGAGGAGGAGACUGAAGAGGAGACUGACGAGGAGGAAGAAGAUGAGGAGGAGGAGGAGGAGGAGGAAGAGGAGGAAGAGACCGAAGAAGAGACAGAUUCGGAUGACGGUGAAGAAGCAAGGCAACUCCUAGCCCAAAGAGAUACGCAUGUUCAAGGAUCCUCGAAAGAUGCACUUUGA